GACUUUAUUCAAAAACUACUACUCCCCAACUGACCCCGCGUUUUCUCUCUCUCACAAAAAUCUUCAAAAAUAGCAGUCUUCCCCGUGCCAUGACCUCUUCCUCCACCGCAGCAACCACCUCCGGCAACCACUUCUAGCGGCGGAGCAACCAUGGGUAACUGCAACGCUUGCAUAAGACCAGAAGAAGCUUCCAAAACCGAUCUUGAAACAAAACCAAAGAAGCCCCGAGAACGUAGACCCAAUCCGUAUUCAAAUUCACCCGCCCCGAUCCGAGUACUCAAAGACUUCUUCCCUAAAACCCGCAUAUCCGACAAAUACAUCUUGGGCCGCGAACUGGGUCGGGGCGAAUUCGGAGUCACUUACCUUUGCACCGACCGUGAAACCCGAGAAGCUCUCGCAUGCAAAUCAAUAUCCAAGAAGAAGCUCCGUACAGCUGUAGACAUCGAAGAUGUAAGAAGAGAAGUUGCUAUAAUGUCAAGCUUACCUGAUCACUCAAAUAUUGUUAAAUUAAGAGCUACGUACGAAGAUAAUGAAGCAGUGCAUCUGGUUAUGGAGUUGUGUGAAGGUGGGGAGUUAUUUGAUAGGAUUGUAGCAAGAGGGCAUUAUAGUGAAAGAGCUGCCGCUGGGGUUGCAAGAACUGUAGCUGAGGUUGUAAGGAUGUGUCAUGCUAAUGGUGUUAUGCAUAGAGACUUGAAACCUGAGAAUUUUCUGUUUGCUAAUAAGAAAGAGCAUUCUGCUCUUAAGGCCAUUGAUUUUGGCCUAUCCGUCUUUUUCAAGCCUGGGGAAAGAUUCUCUGAGAUAGUGGGAAGUCCAUAUUACAUGGCACCAGAGGUGUUGAAGCGGAAUUAUGGACCUGAGGUUGAUAUUUGGAGUGCUGGUGUCAUCCUUUAUAUUUUGUUGUGUGGGGUUCCUCCAUUUUGGGCUGAAACUGAACAAGGGGUUGCUCUUGCAAUUUUGAGGGGAGUGAUUGAUUUUAAGAGGGAACCAUGGCCUCAAGUUUCUGAAAGUGCAAAAAGUCUAGUAAGACAGAUGCUGGAACCAGACAUCAAAAAGCGGUUGACAGCCCAACAGGUCCUUGAGCACCCCUGGAUACAACAUGCAAAAAAGGCUUCAAAUGUUCCACUGGGAGAUAUUGUUAGGACAAGACUGAAGCAAUUUUCUAUCAUGAACAGAUUCAAAAAGAAAGCACUGCGGGUCAUUGCUGAGCACUUGACACUUGAAGAGGUUGAGGUAAUCAGAGAGAUGUUUGCAUUAAUGGACUCUGAUGGUGAUGCAAAAAUAUCAUAUGAUGAACUAAAGACUGGACUUAGAAAAGUGGGUUCGCAGUUAGCAGAAGCAGAGAUGAAGUUGCUGAUGGAUGUGGCUGAUGUUGAUGGAAAUGGAGUCCUGGACUAUGGGGAGUUUGUAGCAGUUAUAAUCCACUUACAGAGGAUGGAAAACGAUGAGCAUUUUCGUAAAGCAUUCAUGUUCUUUGACAAAGAUGGAAGCGGUUAUAUUGAGCUUGAUGAGCUACGAGAAGCUCUAGCUGAUGAAUCAGGUGCAUGCGAUACUGAUGUACUGAAUGAGAUCAUGCGUGAAGUUGAUACAGACAAGGACGGGCAAAUCAGUUACGAGGAGUUCGUAGCAAUGAUGAAGACAGGAACUGAUUGGAGAAAGGCAUCUCGGCAGUACUCAAGAGAAAGAUUCAAGAGCUUAAGUGUUAAUCUAAUGAAGGAUGGGUCUCUCCAGCUUCAGGAUGUGCUCAGCGGCCAAACAGUCGAUGUUUAAGUUAAAAGGCUUCAUUUUACUAUUCUAAUGAUUUCCGUUGGUUUUUUUAAUGGGUUUCACAACAGAUCAAAGCUAAUCCGAUCAUCGAUGUUCCAAUUCUUGAAAAUAUUGAUAUUCAGAAGAUCAGAUCUUUGUGAAGUGAGCUUUGAGAAUGCGAUUGGGAGUAGUAUGUAGGUAUUAUUGGGAUGUACUACUGGGAAUUUUUUUGGCUAUGGGGGAAAAUGAAGAAGUGUUUUGAACUUCGGCGGAUGACAUGAAGAUCAGUGCUUUGUUUUAAGGCUUUUGUAUGUUUUCUUUUAGAAGUUCUACAUAUUUGUAUCACUCUUGUAUAUGUGUUGCAAACUCACAAAUGUUUCAU
Molecule: messenger RNA, 2125 nt
Organism: Nicotiana tabacum (common tobacco)
Lineage: Eukaryota; Viridiplantae; Streptophyta; Magnoliopsida; Solanales; Solanaceae
Source: RefSeq, a predicted model, not a curated record